Molecule: messenger RNA, 2627 nt
Organism: Scaptodrosophila lebanonensis
Lineage: Eukaryota; Metazoa; Arthropoda; Insecta; Diptera; Drosophilidae
Product: ATP-dependent RNA helicase ddx24
Exons: 6
Coding region: 72-2567 (831 amino acids)
Cellular component (GO): nucleolus
Molecular function (GO): ATP binding; RNA helicase activity; nucleic acid binding
Source: RefSeq, a predicted model, not a curated record
CACGCGGUCGGCGCAGUUGCUCAGUUAUUUGUUCAGUUGUAGUUUCGCAUUUUACCAAAUUUGAUGCAAAAAUGGUGACAACGAAACUAUCAAAAAUAAAAGAUUCCAAUGAAAAUCCAAAGAGCAAGGCGGCCAGUCAAAAUAGCUGGCAAAAGGUUAAAAUCAAAGGCCACGUGAUAUCCGAUGAUUUCAGCGGCUCAUUGGGAGGAUUGAUUGGCUUGGAAGUGUUGAACGACUACGAUCCAAAGAUUGUGAAAUCAAGUACAAAAAACCGGGGCAACAACAAACAAGAUCGGAUCGUAAAAAAAACACCUAUCAAAAAACGCAAAGCUGAAAACAAUGUGUCGGACUCGGAUAGUGAGACCGAAGGCUCGAGUGACGAUGAGAAUAUACCUGGAGUAAAGGUUCAGAAACCGAGCAAAAAGGCGCAUGCGGAGCGCCAUGCACAACGAAUGUUGAAACAGCGCGAGAAACGUGAGAAGCGCAAGGAAAUCCGUAGACAGCAGAAAGUAGAUGGAAAGCCGACACCGACAGCAGCUAAUAUAAAGACCCCCAAAGAUCUAAAGAGCAAAUAUACGCCAAAUGAUGAUUAUCCGCCAGAUCGCUUUGUACUACUGCGCCCCCCGUCUGCUGAAGACCUCGAAGAGGAUUCCGAAGAGCUUGAUGAAGUGGGGGAGGAGAAAGAAGCGAAUAGUGACGAGGAAGUGCCGGAGCUGGUGUCUCUUACGACUCCCGCUGAGGAAAAUUUAGUAGGCUGGAAUGGGCUCGGCGUGCCGCAGCCCAUUUUACGUGCAUUGGCCGAGCAGGGGUUCAUGUCACCCACACAGAUUCAGACUCUGACGCUGCCCGCAGCUAUACUUGGCAAGAAGGAUAUAUUGGGCGCUGCGGAGACGGGCAGUGGCAAGACUUUGGCCUUUGGCAUACCGUUGCUUGCUGGAAUAAUGGAGCUAAAGCAACGCAGCAUAACGUCUGGAAUACGGAAAGCACCGCGGGUCAAGGGAGCUCAAAAAACUGAACCAGCCGAUGAACACCACGAACUUACACCGCCGCCCGAGGAACUGGAUUACGUGUCUGGUGCCAGCGAUGAGGACAGCGAUACAGGACAGCAAUCCGGGUCGAAAAUGGGUCCCCUCUACGCUUUAGUGCUAACACCAACAAGAGAACUAGCCGUACAGGUGAAAAAUCAUCUGGUGGCCGCUGCCAAGUACACAGGCAUUAAGGUAGCUGCCAUAUUUGGUGGCCUUGCCGUUGCCAAGCAGGAGCGCGUGCUGCGCCAAUGUCCCGAAAUUGUGGUUGCCACGCCAGGCCGCCUUUGGGAACUCUACACCCAGGGAAACCAGCAUUUGAAGAAAAUCGAGCAUGUCAGCUUUCUAGUUAUCGAUGAAACCGAUCGCAUGGUGGAGAAGGGUCACUUUGAAGAACUCCGCAGUCUGUUGAAGGUACUCAAUGCGGAUGAGCAGCGCAAGCAACUGCGCCAGAACUUUGUGUACUCCGCCACCCUGACUCUAGUGCACGAUCUGCCGGAGCAUAUGCAAAAGCGCAAUAUGGGAAAGCGUCCCAAGUUCGUUAAGCAGACAGUGGAUCAAAAAAUACAAGGACUCAUCGAUGAGCUGGGCAUAUCACAGCCCAAAAUUGUGGACAUUACGAGCAGUCAACAAACGGCACAAACGCUUACAGAAAGCCGACUCGUGUGCUCCAUAGAUGAAAAAGAUUACUACCUGUAUUACUUUAUACAGCGCCAUCCCGGACGUACCAUAGUUUUCUGUAACUCGAUUGAUUGUGUUAAGCGCUUAGCCACGCUCUUUGGCCUUCUCGACUGUAAUCCGUUGCCACUUCAUGCAAACAUGAUACAGAAGCAACGAUUAAAAAACCUCGAACGCUUUCGUGACAAUCCCAUUGGCCUGCUGAUAGCCACAGAUGUAGCUGCCCGAGGCCUGGACAUACCCAAUGUGGAACAUGUCAUACACUAUCAGGUGCCGCGGACCAGCGAGAACUAUGUGCAUCGCUCUGGGCGCACCGCUAGAGCUAAUAAACAUGGCAUCACGGUCAUGUUCAUGGAGCCCGGCGAAGUGAAAAACUAUGUGAAGCUGUAUAAAACCUUGGAGCGAACCGAGGAUUUGCCUCUAUUUCCUAUUUCCGAACGUUUUCUGUCUGCUGUCAAGGAACGUGUUAAUUUGGCCCGCGAUUUGGACAAGGAAGAACUAAAGCUGAGAAGGACUCAAAGCGAGAUAGGCUGGAUGAAAAAGCAUGCCGAAGAAAUGGACAUGAUUAUAGAUGGCUUCAAUGAUGAGUCUGGCAGUGAUAUGGACGAAGAUGCAUUUGUCAUCGAACGAAGACGAAAUCGCCUGCAUGUGGAGACGGUUCGGGCACAACUUUGUGCCUUGCUGAGUCAGCCCAUCUUUCCAAAAGGAUUUAGCUUCAGAUAUCCAACAAGCACAGGACAAUUACUUCCCGCUUCGGAGAUUGCACCUACUCAAGCAAACAGCGCUGUGGAAACCAUGAAGGCAGCCAUCGAAGACAUGAAACAAUCGAAAAAAAUGCGCAACAAACGAAAACAUAAUUCUUAAUACAAAUAUAUAUGUAUGUAUAUUAAACUGUACAAAUAAAUAAACACUUAUUAACUAAAA